Meloidogyne enterolobii is the source of this 276-nucleotide messenger RNA. Lineage: Eukaryota; Metazoa; Nematoda; Chromadorea; Rhabditida; Meloidogynidae. The record is from the annotation of a GenBank genome assembly.
AUGACUGAUCAACAAGCUGCCAAGCUUCCAUUUAACCCAUUUGACCCAACCAAAAUUUGGUCUCAAAAAGAUUUUCCUUUAAUUGAUGUUGGUACAAUGACACUCAAUAAAAACCCAGAAAAUUAUUUCCGUGAUGUUGAACAGGCUGCGUUUGACCCUGCUCGAAUGGUUGAAGGAGUACUUCCUUCCCCUGACAAGUUGCUUCAAGGCAAGUUUUUUGUAAACACAAAACAUAAAUUAAUAAAAAUCAGAAACAAUGCAAACAUAAAAACAUAA